Molecule: messenger RNA, 2903 nt
Organism: Hordeum vulgare subsp. vulgare (domesticated barley)
Lineage: Eukaryota; Viridiplantae; Streptophyta; Magnoliopsida; Poales; Poaceae
Product: protein ROLLING AND ERECT LEAF 2-like
Exons: 4
Coding region: 325-2649 (774 amino acids)
Source: RefSeq, a predicted model, not a curated record
GCUGCCCCCCUCCGCUCUGCCCUCCCCUGCCCGCCUCGCCUUCCCCCAACCCUCUCUCUCUCUCUCUGCCUCCUCCGCCAAGCUCAGCUCAGCUCCCCUACUCCACUCCCCUUCCCUGUUCCCACCACAUCACGUCCACACGUCGCCAUUGUCGCCCGACCACACUCCGCUCCGCGCGACGGCGUCCUCCCGCCAACCUCCUCACCGAACGCCAUAAUGCGCGGGGCGAGCAGCAGCAGUAGGUAGGUACACUCGGCUCGAGAGAUCCUUUUUGAGUUUUGUUUCUCCCUCCGGGCUAGACCGCCCCGCCCCCGCGCACGCGCGAUGGGGUGCAAGGGCUCCAAGCUCGACAGCCAGGAGGCGGUGGCGCUCUGCCGCGGCCGCGCCGACCUCAUCGCCGCCGCCGUGCGCCACCGCUACGCGCUCGCCGACGCGCACGCGGCGCUCGCGGGAUCCUACGACUCGCUCGCCGCUCCGCUGCACCUCCUCCUCCAGCUCCAGGCCGCGCCGCCGCGCCUCUCGCUGCCCUCGGGCCGCAAGGGCGGCCGUCGUGGCGGCGGCCUGCCGCUCCCGGACCCGGACCGCCAUCAUUCCUCGCAUGUCGACUUCGAGCCCACGUCGUCCUCCGGAUCCGACUCGGCCUCCUCAUCGCCCCCCGGAUCGCCUCCCCGCCGCAUCCCCGAGCAGCUUCUCCCGCAGCCGGCUUACUACGGGUACGCGCCCCAGCCCGCGUUCGCCUACCCGCCGCCGCCGCAGAGCACGCUGCAGUUCUACUACGCGCGCAGCCGCCCGCCCCCGGCCUCGGUCGCCGUCGCGCAGAGCGCGCCGGUGUCGGAGCGCGCGCGCUACGGCGCUUUCGACGCGGCAACUGGCGGCGGCUACACGCAGUAUUACGCCUACGGUGGUGAGCCGGCCGCGGCUGUGCAGCCGCCGCCCCCGCCGCCGCAGAGGGCAGCGGCUCCGGCUCCACUUCCGCCGCCCCGGGAGAGCUCGUCGUGGGACUUCCUAAACGUGUUCGAGAACUACGGCGACUCGUACGACAGCUGCUACUACUACAACCCCACCACCACCACCACCGCGGCUACCGCCGCCGCCGCCGCCGCGUACACGCCGAGCCGCAGUUCACGCGAGGUGCGGGAGGAGGAGGGCAUUCCGGAGCUGGAGGAGGAGGGCAUUCCGGAGCUGGAGGAGGACGACGAGGAGACCGUCGUAGUGAAGGAGAUGGCGAGCGAGUACUCCACGGUUGGAAGCCGUCGCGGCAUGUUCGGUGCCGUCAACAACAUCCCGGAGGUUGACAACCGGAGGAAUGCACAACGGAGGCGACCAGCAUACCGUAAUGUGGCCCCGCUGACACGAGAACCGCCGGCGCAGGGGGUUGUCGGCAAUGCGGUGGAUGCUGCCACCGCGGUUAAGACGCAGCUUGUUCGGGUGGCCGAGGCGGCAAGGGAGCUCGCGCCGCUGCUCGAGGUCGGGAGGCCGAGCUACCAAGGACGCCACUCCGUUUACCACGCUGCAUCAUCGCGGAUGAUGUCUGCAAUCUCUGUGCCGCAUCUGGGGUGCAAAGACGAGGACAUGUUGGGCAUGGUAGUUGGCGAAGAAGGGAAGGUGGUGGGCUCCUGGAGCUUAUCCUUGACACUAGAGAAGCUAUACUUCUGGGAGAGGAAGCUGUAUGGUGAGGUCAAGGCUGAAGAGAAAAUGCGUUUACGUCUUGCCAAAAACUCCAAGAGAUUAAAGCUUCUAGAUCAAAGGGGUGCUGAAGCUCAUAAGGUUGACGCAACUCGAAAUUUGCUCAGGAAGCUGUCAACAAAGAUAAGAAUAGCUGUUCGUGUCAUUGCCAAGGUUUCAAGAAAAAUUAACAAAGUAAGGGAUGAGGAACUAGUGCCACAAGUCAAUACCUUGAUCCAAGGGUUUGCAAAAAUGUGGCAAGACAAGCUACACUCCUACCAGAUUCAGUUGCAAGUGAUAUCAGAAGCCAAGAACAUGGCUUUGGUCAUAUCAGGCGGAAACGUCCGUGAUUUGGCAACGGAACUGGAACUAGAACUGAUUAAAUGGAUCAUCAAUUUUUCCUCUUGGGUGAGCGCGCACCGGAACUUUGUAAAGUCACUGAACGGAUGGCUAGCACUCUGCCUCAACUACGAGCCUCAGGAGGCGCCCACUUACUCGCCCGGGAGAAUAGGCGCUCCAGUGAUUUUCGUCAUCUGCAACAAAUGGUCCCAAGCCAUGGACAGGAUCUCCGAGAAGGAUGUGAUCAACACAAUGCAAGCCCUUGUGUCAAGCGUGCGCCAUCUGUGGGAGCAGCAAAACCUGGAUCAAAGCGAGAGAAUCGUCGCGGUUCGAGAGAGGGAGAAGUGGAUCAAGAUGUUGGAGAGGAAGGCGGUGGAGAUCAACAAGGAUGCCGACGAGCUGAACAGGAAGCUGGCCUUGGUGCCGGGCCAGCAGCAGAGCUUUCAGCGGUGCCCGACGAUACGAACGUACGAGGCGCAUUGCAUCGAAGCGAGCAGCGUGCACGUGAACCUGAGGCUGGUGCUUGAGGCCCUGGAGAGCUUUGCUUCCAGUUCCCUGGAAGCUUUCCAGGAGAUACCGAGGCUAGAUGAAGAGGUGACAAGAUCGUCAAGAGGGAGCUCGAGGGUACGAACGGUGACUCACUAAAGUGAUGUUCGAGUAGCAAGUCCAGCUUGUGAGGUGUUGUCCAGAACUUGCAGUCUGUGGAUUUGGAUGAGUAGUCUGUAGUUUCAUGGUGAUGCUGGUGGCCUGGUAGCGUUUUGGUGGGGGGCAUCGGCGGUGCCGAUAUCCGCUUGUAAUUAGCUUUUGUUUCACUGAAGCGUCUGUGGGCUACGCUUGUGUAAGAUAUGUCUAUGGUGGUAUGGUGGUGUCCUCUUUUCUAAUGGAAAAUGUUGGGCCUA